AUGUCUUCCAUGUUUGGCAAGCCUCGGGCCACCCCCUGUGCUACUGAGCGCCACCUCCACAGCCUGUUUCCAGAAUGCAAUGUGGCCAUUUUAGGAUGUCGAGGAUCUGGAAAAUCAGCACUGACAGUGAAAUUCCUGACCAAGAGGUUUAUAAGUGAAUAUGAUCCUACUCUGGAGGACACUUACGCUUCGGAAGAGGUAGUUGACCAACAGCCAGUACUGCUAAAGGUGAUGGAUACAGCUGACCAGGAUGUGCCAGUCAGCUGCGAACGAUACCUGAACUGGGCCCACGGCUACCUGGUGGUCUACAGCAUCAACAACCGAAAGAGCUUCGAGGGCUGCCAGCAGUACCUGGAUAUCCUCACGCUCCACUCGAAGAACACCCAGCAUGAACCCCCUGUUCUCCUCGUGGGAAACAAGCUGGACAUGGAACAGUACAGGCAGAUCACCAAGGCCGAGGGGGUGUCUCUCGCUGCCAAAUAUGGCUGCUUAUUCUACGAAGUCUCGGCCUGCCUGGAUUUCGAAUCCGUGCAGCACGUGUUCCACGAGGCCGUUCGGGAAGUGAGGCGGGAGAUGGAGAGGCACAUGGCCAUCCACCCUCUGUUCAUCAUCGAGGAGAAGUCCCCCCUCCACCUCCUCCCGCCGGCCGCCGUGGCCUCCAAACAUGGCUUGGCCAGCUGCACCUUCAACACGCUGUCCACGGUCAACUACAAGGAAAUCCCUUCGGUGGCCCAAGCCAAGCUGGUCACGGUGAAAUCCUCGCGGGCUCAGAGCAAGAGGAAGGCGCCCACGUUGACUUUGCUGAAGGGCUUUAAGAUAUUUUGA
Messenger RNA from Euleptes europaea (tarantolino), 825 nucleotides. It is a transcript of the gene RASL12, whose product is annotated as RAS like family 12. The transcript has 5 exons. NCBI's taxonomy places the organism in Eukaryota, Metazoa, Chordata, Lepidosauria, Squamata, Sphaerodactylidae. The coding region runs from base 1 to 825 and encodes 274 amino acids. The record is from RefSeq and is a predicted model, not a curated record. Gene Ontology annotation, molecular function: GTP binding; GTPase activity.